This is a messenger RNA of Arxiozyma heterogenica, 654 nucleotides long. It is a transcript of the gene MRX11, whose product is annotated as Mrx11p. Lineage: Eukaryota; Fungi; Ascomycota; Saccharomycetes; Saccharomycetales; Saccharomycetaceae. Gene Ontology annotation, cellular component: mitochondrion. The record is from RefSeq and is a predicted model, not a curated record. The transcript has a single exon. Bases 1 to 654 code for a protein of 217 amino acids.
AUGUAUUUCAAUAAGCUGGCUUUUAAUAAUCACAAGAAUUUUGUCUUAUUUCAAAGGCCCAAAAUUGUUGUUUCCCCAUCAGUAAACUUCGUUAUAGGAACAAAUUUAAAAAUAGCAUGCUAUAAUGCAGCUAAUAGGUUAUAUACAACAUCCAUAGAACCAAAGGUAUCUUCACAAGUAAAGGAGAGGGAAAGAUUAGAAAAAUUCAUCAAAAAAUCGAAGAUAUUGACUAAACUGAAUGGUAACCCUAAAUUUAAUGAUUAUUUUGAAAAAUUAAAAGAAACUGGAACUAUUCCAACCAUAACAACGUUUUUCAUCUUACACGAAUUGACUGCUGUAAUCCCUUUAUUUAUGAUAUGGUACAUAUUAUACCAUUCAGAUUUUUGGAAUGAAUUCAACAUUACUGAAUCUAGUAAUCCCUUAUUAGUUAAAUGUAAUAAAGCUAUCGAGCGUCUAGUCGGAGAUAAAUAUGAACCGUUGGAUAAACAUAAGUUAAUUAUUACAGGGGCUAUUUCUUAUUCUAUUGUAAAAGUUAUGGGUCCCUUAAGAAUGUUUGUGAGUCUUUGGGCAGCUCCAUACUUCGGCAGGUACUUAAUAGUCCCAUUCCGUGAAUUAAGACUAUUCCUGACGAGAAUUUGGUCUAAAUAUCAGUAG